UCUCUCUAUCUAGAUCUCUUUCUCUCUCUCUCUCUAUACAAGAAUGGAAGAAAUUCAAGGUGAAAAGGUUUACAAUCAAGGAAAAACAGGUGCCCUUUUGUUUUCUUGGCCAUGGGGUAAUUUUGGAGUUUACAAGUAUUUUCUCUAUGGUCCAUUCCUUGUUAGUUUCAUCUACUCAAGGAUUUGGGAAGGAGAAACUCAUAAUAAGAAUGGAUAUGGAUGGUGUUUACAUGUUCUUGCUAUAUGUGCACUAAGAGGCCUUGUUUAUCAAUUAUGGAGUUCUCAUAGCAAUAUGUUGUAUAAUAACCGCACUCAACGUUUGUCUAAUCGCGGCGUAGAUUUGGAACAAAUCGACAAUGAAUGGGAUUGGGACAAUUUCUUAAUUCUCCAAGCUAUGGUGGGUGGAGUGAUAUGUUUGUUCUUAGUCCCACUUAUGGAGAGUUUCCCAAUUUGGAAUGUGAAGGGUUUUUUCUGUUGCUUAAUACUUCACAUGGGUUUCUCCGAACCAGUUUACUAUUGGUUACAUAGGUUCUUGCAUUCUGACUAUAUGUUCUUUAAAUUUCAUUGGCUGCACCACUCUUCCAAAGUCAUCCACCCUUUCACAGCUGGGCAUGCUACAUUUAUGGAGCAAUUGCUUAUGUGCAUGAUUGUAGGAAUACCCAUUUUAGGGACAAUAUUGGUUGGGCUAGGAUCAAUUAGUAUGAUUUAUGGGUAUCUUUUGGUAUUUGAUUGUUUGAGAUGUUUAGGGCAUUACAAUGUCGAGAUUGUGCCUUAUAAGAUAUUUAAGACGUUCCCACGUCUAAGAUAUUGCAUGUACACGCCCACAUACCAUUAUCUUCACCAUAAGAAGAUGUCCACCAAUUUCUGUCUUUUCAUGCCUCUCUAUGAUGUAAUAUGGAAGACCAUCCAUCCUCAAUCAUGGGACCUUCACAAGGAAAUGUCAACUGGUACUGGAAAACAUAACAAUGUGCCGGAUUUUGUGUUCCUUGCACACAUAGUUGAUGUCUCGCACGCGCUCCAUUCGCCUUUUCUUUUCCGAUCAUUCGGUUCAUUACCGUUCAAAUUCAUGCCUUUUAUUCCGUUUCUUUGGCCAUUCUGUGUAAUUGUGCUUCUUGCUAUGUGGGCCAAGUCCACUGCCCUCUUGGUCAGUUUUUACCGACUUAAGGGCAAAAUCCUUCAAACAUGGUCUGUGCCUAGGUUUGGUCUUCAGUAUUUCUUACCAUUUGCAAAGGAUGGGAUAAACAAGCAAAUAGAGGAGGCAAUUCUAAAAUGUGACAAACUUGGUGUCAAGGUAGUAAGCCUUGCUGCCUUAAACAAGAAUGAGGCUUUAAAUGGGGGAGGAGCUUUAUAUGUGCAAAGACAUCCAAACUUAAGAGUAAGGGUGGUGCAUGGUAACACAUUGACAUCAGCUGUUAUCAUAAAUGAAAUCCCCAAGGAUGUGGUUGAAGUCUUCUUGGCAGGCUCAACCUCCAAACUUGGUCGAGCCAUUGCCCUCUACUUGGCUCGUCGACAUAUAAGAGUCAUGAUGCUUACUCAAUCAACAGAGCGAUUCACCAAGAUUCAAAAGGAAGCGUCCGAGGAUUGUCAAGGGUAUCUAGUUCAAGUGACGAAAUACCAAGCAGCACAACAUUGUAAGACGUGGAUAAUUGGCAAAUGGACAACACCGCAAGAGCAACGAUAUGCCCCUAAAGGAACACACUUCCAUCAAUUUGUGGUUCCUCCUAUCAUUCCUUUUAGAAGGGACUGCACUUAUGGGAAACUUGCAGCCAUGUCUCUUCCAAAGGAUGUGGAGGGACUAGGAGUAUGCGAGUAUUCGUUACCGAGGGGUGUAGUUCAUGCAUGCCACGCUGGGGGCGUGGUUCAUCUUCUCGAGGGAUGGAAUCACCACGAAGUUGGAGAUAUUAAUGUUGACCAGAUUGAUGUUGUGUGGAAUGCUGCGCUCAAACUUGGCUUUAAGGCGUUCUAGUUUAAUCUACCAUAUGGAAACAAAAAGAAUAUUGCAACCCAACCAUGGAAGAAAAGAGUGGAAACUAAAGGAUUGAUAAAUGAAAAGGAAGAAAUAAAUAAAUAGGAAUGUGAAUUAUAUAUGUUUUCAAAAGUCUUGUAAAGGAAUUAAUUUCCUUCCCUUUUGCACCUAAGAAAGGUAGAUUAAAUAGUGUAGCCUUAUCACUUUGAAGCAUGUAAUGUGUAUCCAUUUAUUUUUCCUUUUACUAUAUGAUGCAUGUUAAUUCUA
This is a messenger RNA of Impatiens glandulifera, 2233 nucleotides long. RefSeq names its product very-long-chain aldehyde decarbonylase CER3-like. NCBI's taxonomy places the organism in Eukaryota, Viridiplantae, Streptophyta, Magnoliopsida, Ericales, Balsaminaceae. The record is from RefSeq and is a predicted model, not a curated record. The transcript has 11 exons. Gene Ontology annotation, biological process: lipid biosynthetic process. Gene Ontology annotation, molecular function: oxidoreductase activity; iron ion binding. Bases 44 to 1966 code for a protein of 640 amino acids.